Botrytis sinoallii is the source of this 2042-nucleotide messenger RNA. RefSeq lists its product as uncharacterized. The record is from RefSeq and is a predicted model, not a curated record. The transcript is spliced from 4 exons. The coding region runs from base 304 to 1713 and encodes 469 amino acids. Gene Ontology annotation, cellular component: cytoplasm. NCBI's taxonomy places the organism in Eukaryota, Fungi, Ascomycota, Leotiomycetes, Helotiales, Sclerotiniaceae. Gene Ontology annotation, molecular function: calcium ion binding; calcium-dependent phospholipid binding.
GAAGAGAACAACAAAGUCGUCAUUACUGCGCCUCUACGCCUCAACAUUGUCAAGAUGGUUCACGGGUAGGCUUGAUUUGUAUAAUGAUUGAAUUCUAAGCGCUAUGUGACUGGCCACCCCUCAUUUGACCUCUGCCAUAGCCCCGCGAGGAUUCUUGACCUUACGGUUUGCCUUCUGCACAGCUUCGCGAUAAAUAACACUUGAAUCCUUCUGCUCUACCUACUUUUACUGGCUUACAACCACACUUUGAGUCAACUUACAAUUACAGGCAUAGAUUUCUCACAGAACAAUAAAAGCGCAAGAAUGUCAUAUCAAAACUAUCCUCCGUAUGGUGCACCGCUGGCUGGACUUGCCCCGCAAUCUGGAUACCCACCACAAAUACCCCCUCGUCAUUCUCCUCAGCCAUAUCAGCAAUACCCUCCUACCCAACCUCCAUAUCCUCAAAAUUCAUAUGGUGCUCCUCCACAGCAGCCUCCAUAUCCACCGCAGCAACAACCCUACCAACAAUAUCCUCCCCAACAAGGUUCCUACCCACAACAGCAACCAUAUGGCGCACCUCCACCAGGUCCGCCGGGACAUUAUCCCCCGCCGCAAUCAUCGCCUUAUCCUCCAUCGCAAAGCGGAUAUUCUCAACCACCAUAUGGCGCUCCACCCCCAGGCGCACAAACUCAAUAUGGUGCGCCAAUGGGUUACGGACAACCUACUCCACCUUCAGCCGGAUAUGACCUGAACUUACCAAGCCCUCCUCGCAUACCCUACGAUGGACGCGCAGAUGCGCAGGCGUUGCGCAAAGCUAUGAAAGGUUUCGGUACUGAUGAAGCGACUCUUAUCGAGGUAUUGCACAACAAGGGACCUUUGCAAAUAGAAGCUUUGCGACAAGCUUUCUUUGAUACUUUCAAAAGGAAAUUGUUGGCAGAUGUGGAGAGCGAAACAAGCUCGUAUUUCAGGGAGGGUCUCGCUGCGAUAAUUCGGGGUCCCUUGAUACAAGAUUGUCAUUUGCUUUAUUCCGCCAUGGACGGAGUAGGUACAAAGGAGAAAUACCUGACUGAAGUGUUGAUGGGCAGGUCAAAUGCCGAUAUCAAUGCGAUCAAGUCAAUGUAUCAGCGCCGAUACAAGAGGAGUCUGGCAGGCGAUAUCAAAGGUGAUUUGAGCAUGAAGACAGAGGAUCAUUUCUUGAUGGUAUUAGAGGCCAAUAGGAACGAGGAGAGUGCGCCAGUAAUCCCUCGCGAUGUUGACCGAGAUGUGGCAUCCAUAUGGAAUGCGACAGAGGCCAUACGAGGACAUGACGCAAAGACCGUUUGUGAGAUAUUCACGAAACGAAAUGAUGCUCAGUUACGAGCAAUCAAUCACACAUACCAGCAACAACAUGGAAAACCAUUGGAAUGGGUUAUCAAAAAGAAGUUCAGCGGCCACAUGGAGGAUGCCCUCCUCUAUCAACUUCGCACAGCUUCGGACAAGGCCAUGCGUGAUGCAAACCUCAUGGAGGAAUCCAUGAAAGGUUUUGGCACAAAGGAUAAAUUACUUGUUGCUCGAGUCGUCCGAUGUCAUUGGGAUCCCAAACACAUGGAUCAAGUCAAGGGUGCAUAUCAGCAUGCCUACGGACGAUCUUUGGCAUCCAGAAUUUCUGCGGAUACAAGUGGUUAUUAUGAGAAACUGAUGGUGAAAUGCGUCGAGUGUAGUAAUUUGGUACAGCCUGGUUACACAUGGUUCUAGAUCAUUUGCAUCAAGAAGGUUUUGGUUUCAUUUAGGAUAUUUAUGAUGUGUUUGGAGGUAUGGUCUGUAGUUCUGACAACUUUGGGAUUCGGUAUUGGAAGGAAAGGCCAUGAGAUAACGGGAAUUGAGGGGUAAUUGGGGAUCUCCACCAGCGAGCAAUCGCGAUAGGUAGUACUUUUCGGUUAUACGGCGUUUAUUUAGGAUAGAAUUGGUGAGAUGAUACCAGGACCAUCCAAUAUAUGGUCAGAAUUUAUUUUGAUUAUUUCGCGACUAUUUCAAUCUACUUUCCAAUGAGUUUCAGUGCGUACAAUGUUUUGUCUGUUACCUGU